GAGGAGGUGCGCUUCGGUACGACCGCAACUACCACUGCCCGUUACGGGUCGUGCGGACUCUACGAGGAACGAGAGCGCCAGCGAUCGGCCUCGUAUCUGUGGUCUUGUCGUCUUCUUCCUCUUCGUUAUAAGCAGAGAGACCGAAAGCGAAGCGGAGCAAUUACCCCUGCGAGAGCUGUCGUGGUUGUUGAAGAACGAAGAAGGAGAAGUUAUGGCCUGUGCAAGCUUCGCUAAGCUCAACGCGUCCUCCUCCCAGUGGAUCGGACAGCAGUCCUUCUCCCAGCGCCACGCCCGCACCUCCGCCCCCUGCCGGGUCUCUCUCCCGAUCCGCGCCGCCGCCGGUUACACCGAUGAGCUCGUCCACACCGCCAAAACAAUUGCAUCUCCUGGUCGUGGAAUCCUGGCCAUUGAUGAAUCAAAUGCUACCUGUGGAAAGAGAUUGGCUUCUAUUGGCUUAGACAACACUGAGACUAACCGACAAGCAUACAGACAACUCCUGCUGACCACUCCCGGUCUCGGUGAAUACAUUUCUGGUGCCAUUUUGUUUGAGGAGACCCUUUACCAAUCAACAACUGAUGGCAAGAAAUUUGUGGACUGCUUGAAAGAGCAGAAAAUUGUGCCGGGCAUUAAAGUCGAUAAGGGUUUGGUUCCCCUACCAGGAUCGAACAAUGAAUCCUGGUGCCAAGGCUUGGAUGGCUUAGCAUCAAGAUCUGCUGAGUACUACAAGCAAGGUGCCCGAUUCGCCAAAUGGCGAACAGUUGUCAGCAUCCCAUGUGGUCCUUCUGCUCUGGCUGUUAAGGAAGCUGCUUGGGGACUGGCAAGAUAUGCUGCUAUUUCUCAGGACAACGGUCUUGUGCCUAUUGUGGAACCAGAGAUUCUUCUCGAUGGGGACCACCCAAUUGAGAGGACCCUUGAAGUGGCAGAGAAGGUGUGGUCAGAGGUGUUCUUGUACUUGGCCGAGAACAAUGUUCUUUUUGAAGGAAUCCUACUCAAGCCCAGCAUGGUGACUCCAGGAGCCGAGCACAAGGAGAAGGCUUCUCCCGAGACCAUUGCCAAAUAUACUCUCACUAUGCUUAGGAGGAGAGUUCCUCCUGCUGUUCCAGGAAUCAUGUUCUUGUCUGGAGGACAGUCCGAGGCGGAGGCCACCUUGAACCUUAACGCGAUGAACCAGAGCCCUAACCCGUGGCACGUAUCCUUCUCGUAUGCACGUGCCCUGCAGAAUACCGUCCUCAAGACAUGGCAGGGACAGCCAGAGAACAUUGAACCUGCUCAGAAGGCUCUCUUGGUGAGGGCGAAGGCGAACUCGCUGGCCCAACUUGGGAAGUACUCCGCGGAGGGUGAGAGCGAGGAAGCCAGGAAAGGAAUGUUCGUGAAAGGCUACACUUACUGAGCUACCAUUGUAAGAGGGGUUUGGUCACUUAGCCCCUGCAUAGUUUUCUCUGCUUGCUGCUAUGAUUUUGUUCCUUGUUGGUUAUCGGAGGUGAAGACCCUGGAUUUGCGGAUAGCAUUUUAUUUCAUCUUUUCGUUUGUUAGCUCACAAUAAGACCUAUGAGAAGGGAAAGAAGAGAAUCUCAGGACUUGAUGAGACUGUUGCCAAGUGCCGAGAUGUUGCUAGUAAACCAAGAUAGGUGUAUAAUUAUUCCUAUUAACGUUAUAUGAAAGACUCGGGGACACGAGUGAGGCUGCUGUCUGGUUAUGUGACU
Messenger RNA from Punica granatum (pomegranate), 1703 nucleotides. Lineage: Eukaryota; Viridiplantae; Streptophyta; Magnoliopsida; Myrtales; Lythraceae. The record is from RefSeq and is a predicted model, not a curated record.